CCUUUAUCUAACUCAGUUAAAGCUGAAUUGGCGUCUUGUUCUGGCUCGCCAAGACCUUCAUUUAUCGGAGUGAAUCUUACCCCGCUCAUUAUUACUUAAUUUAACUCAAUGACAAAUUGGAAUAAUUUGAAAAACAACUAUCGUGGGUAACCUCAGGGCGCCACCGCUGUUAAGAUAGGUUAACAGCCUGCCAAUCGUUUACGGGUAUCUUCAAUGCUACUGCCAUGUUGAUGGUGGGAAAGGUUUAGGGGAGUAGGCGACUUCGUUUCAGUUCAUUUAGUUUUAUCUUAAAUGCUUGAUAAAGAAGUGCUGCUUAAGUUAUGCUUAGUUAUCAGUAGUUUCGUGGUUAUCUCUGUGUUAAAGAAAAGUGAAGAGUUUUAGUAUUUGAUAAGAGGCUCUAAGCUUUCAUUCAUCAAAUUGAAGUUGUCAUUAAACAAUGUUUUUUGAUUAAAGCACUGUUUCAUCAGAUUUACAAUUGUUUGGAGGGGAGCUAUGUGUGCGAAACAUGUAUGGGCUUUCGGAUUACGACCUGAAGCCAGGCAUGGAGACGGAUUCAAUCAAGUCUGCCUUAAGUGAGCCUAGCUCAAAAACUAAACGCUCAAGAUCUCAUACUAAUCAUCGAACUACUCAUCGGAGUCACUCUCAUAAAAGUUCAAGGACCAACAGAAGUCAAAACCAAGAAGAAAAUAUGGCUCCUUUUCAAACAACUGUUACUGUAGAUGAAACAAGAAAUGGGCAAGAAGUGAUUGAAGUUCAAAUUUUACCUCAGGAUGAAAAUUGGGGAGAAAAUACUACAGCUAUCACUGGCAAUACUUCGGACCAAUCAGGUUCAGUGGAAGAAGUUAGUUUGUGGCAAAAUGAUACUGAUACAGGGAUAAGUUUUCCUUGUAGUAGAUAUGUUGGAACUACAAUUGCUGUUAUUAUAGCUAUUAUGGCUUUUACUAGCCCCACAUUGAUGCUCAUUCUACCAAAAAUAGGAUUUUUUCCAUCUCUUGGGGCUAGUUUAAGUGCUGCUGAGAAAGCAGAACUGUUGUCAUGUGGAGCUGAAUGCAAAGGGCUUUUGGUUUCUCUUUGUUUUAAGCUAGUUCUUUUAGCUGGUGGAACAUGGGCAGUUUUUAUACGAAAGUCUAGGGCAACAAUGCCUAGUAUAUUUGUGUUCCGAGCUGUAGUUUUGCUUUUAGUUCUCAUAUGCUGCUUUACUUAUUGGCUCUUUUAUGUUGUCCAAAUUACUGAAGGAGCCCGGGAGUCAGUUACAGGGGAGGAGUCUUUAGAAUAUAGAUCACUUGUUGCAUACGCUGCUAGUCUUACUGAUACACUUCUUUUUAUUCAUUAUUUAGCUGUUGUUUUAAUUGAACUAAGACAUAUUCAGCCAAUGUAUUAUGUUAAGAUUGUGAGAAGCCCGGAUGGUGAAAGCAAAGCAUAUGCAAUUGGGCAACUUAGUAUUCAAAGAGCAGCAGUUUGGAUCUUGGACAAAUAUUAUACUGAAUUUCCUAUUUAUAACCCUUAUCUUGAAAGGUUACCAGUCUCAAAGUCUCGUAAACCCACAUCAAGCUUCAAAUAUUAUGAAGUUGAUGGAAUAAAUAACACUUCUCUACAGAGUCAAACCAGAGGUGGGUUGAGAGAGUCGAGGAGGAGAGACUCAAGUCAUAAUGAAAGAUUCUAUGAAGAACAUGAUUAUGAGCGAAGAGUUAAAAAGCGUAGAGCUCGACUUAUUACUGCUGCCGAAGAAGCUUUCACUCAUAUCAAGCGUCUUCAUCAUGAACCAGGAAACAAUGGAAAUGGAAUGGAUUGCCAUGAAGCAGCUCAAGCUGUUUUCCCAUCACUUGCUAGGGCUUUGCAGAAAUAUCUGAGGGUGACAAGGCAGCAGCCUCGCCAUAGUGUUGACUCAAUACUUAAGCACUUAAGUUUGUGUUUAUCUCAUGAUCUUUCACCAAGGGCUUUUCUUGAACGAUUUUUGCAACCAGCCCCAGUGUUGCAGAAUGAAAAAGAGCAGAAAGAAGUGCAGUCAUGGUCCUUGAUCUGUGAUGAACUUCUUACUAGGCCUCUCAGAUCUGGGGUUGUUUUUCAGCUAAGGCAGAGUGAUGUUUCCCUUAUGUGUACUUUUCAUGCCCUGCCUCACUUUAAUAUAGCAGAAGAAGUUAUUGACCCUCUUACUAACAGGUUUGUUAUUCGGUUGAAUUCUGAAACAUCUGUUUGACCAAAGGAGAACAUGUUUGAUGUUUCGAGAUUGAUAUGACACUUGGAAUCAACUUCAAGAAUCGUGGUCUUAUCAAAAAGGUACUUAAAAGUUAUAUUUGCAAAAUUCAUGAAAUUUAAAGAAUAUUUUUCAGCCAAUUCACUUUAAUUUAAUUAUAUCAAAUUUUCAAAAGUGUAUGCAACAUAAUGUGACAUAUUUUAAAUUUAAUAGUGCAGACCUAUAAAAAUAUUUAUAAUUAACAAAAAAAAAAAAAAGACAGAAACAAUAACAUAUUAUCAACAACUAUCAAAUUUUCUAUUUUUAUCAAUGUUAUCAAGAAAAAAAUUAAUGUUGGUAAAUAUAAUAUUUAUAUAUUUAUUAAUGUAUAUAUAAUAUAUAAAUGUUAAUACGUAUUAUUAUAUAUUGUAACCGCCUUACCAAAUUAAUAUAGCUUAUCUGAGUUAAAUGAAGAAAAUGCUUUUAUGGUAGGCAUUUUUUGUACUAAUAUUGAUUUCAACGAACCCUAUGAUUAUCAAAUUAAUUUAUCAUUGUUAAGAAGUUUUGCCUAGGAAUAAGUACUAUAUGAAGUGUGUAUGUUUAUACAUGAACAUAUAUUUUUGUAAUUUAGCUGAUUUGAGAUGAAGUUAAAAUUGAACAUUAACAGUUUAUUUAUUUUUUGGGAAAUGCUUUUAAGUUGGUUUGUCAGGAAAGUUAAUAUAAAUAUUCUUUUUAUUGUUGGGGCAAUUCACCAAGAAUUGGUUCCUCCAGGCCAGUCUGUUAAUAGAAACUUAUAAAUUUACCAUCCUAAGUCGCUCAAAGUUCGUGUGGCUUAGAUUCACUGAAUUUAUCCUAAGGGGUGAAUCUUCUGUUCUGGCAAUGCUCAUUUGUGAGUUGUGCCGGAAUAUCUGUCUUCUAUUUUGAUUACUGUCAAAUCUUCAUUAUUCAUCUGAUUUGAUAAGUUUUCUAAUAUCCUAAAUGCAAGAUGGUGCUGUGGGAAUGAAUACAACAUGUGGGUGACACAAAGAGCUUUAAAACUAAAAUGCAAUGAAUGUCAAAGCAGCUGAAAAAACGCUUCACAGAAGACUUCUAAGGAACUUUCUGGAAUCAGAGAUGGUGCAAGCAUAUAGUUUCUCAAAGAGAAUAUUUUGAAGGGGGUUGUUAACUUAGGAAGGAAUACUUCUUUUUAUAUUUAAGCAUAAGUAAUAGCUCUAACAAAUGCUACACUCUGAAAGUGAGAUGUCCUAACUACUAGAGAAUUACUAGCUAAGUCAUAUGUUUUUUUUCCUGUGCUUACUUAGAUUCCGUUUAAGUGGAGUGAUUUUAAAUACAAUGACAAUUACUUUCUGUGAAAUUCAUGCCUAUUUUGAUGCUUAUCCUUAAUUUCAUUUUUUUAUUCUUAAUGUUCCUUCAAGAAGCUGAACCAUUAAAAAAAAAACAUAAAAAUCUCAGUGGGUGAACAAUUUUCACUUUGUUGGUUUGAGAGGACAGCAUGCAUAUCGAAUUUUGGGUUUUGAUUGUUGAUUGAAAAUCCGAAAUUCUGUGUUUAAAUAUAACCUAAUUACAGUCCAUUUGGCUUGAUCAGGGACAAUAUAGAAUUACCUGAUUAAAUCUAUAAUUAAUUUAUUUUUCACUUUUAUAUGAAUUUUCCAGACAAACCACAUUCAUAAAACAUUCUGUAUAAUUUCUGAAGUAUAGCAUAUCACCACCUUAAGUGUUUCUUAAACAGCUUGAAGAUUUCAAAUCUAUUUUUGUUUUCAGUUUUAUUAAUAUCAGAA
Molecule: messenger RNA, 3951 nt
Organism: Nezara viridula (southern green stink bug)
Lineage: Eukaryota; Metazoa; Arthropoda; Insecta; Hemiptera; Pentatomidae
Source: the annotation of a GenBank genome assembly